AUGGCCAACAUAAAGACCCGACAUCAUGAAAGCCUCAAAUUUCACCUUAUCGAUUCCAUUUAUUCUACUUACUGGCUGAAUUCUACUCACGCAUACUCCCUUUGUUUAGUUCCUACAGACUACGGCAAACGAGUUUACCAGGGAGUGAGAGUAAAACACACAGUCAAAGAUCUCCUUGCCGAAAAACGAUCGAGACAGACCAGCAGCUCCCGAUUCAGCGGCAGUGCCAGCACCUCCCCGUCUCCAUUUGUCCAAAUGUCAGGCUCCACUGCCAUGUCUGGUUACUAUGGAAUUAGAAGAUCGUUCAUGUCUGAUUUGGAUUUCCACAACACUAAGCCACUUUCAAGUGAUGUUUAUGCUUCAUCCCUGGGGGCAAAGUCCUUUCCGUGUGACUCCUCUGCCGUUCAAGGGUACCCGCCGCUACUGGACCCCUAUUUCAACGAGGACUAUCGCAGUGCUGCCGUAACACCCAGCACCGGCUCCCUUUUCAGCACCUCCUCGCUGACCCCUCUCCUGCCCCCCUUCCCCAAUGACUCAGCACAUUACUUAAUAAGAGAUGCCUGGGAGCAGGGCCUGCCUGACAGCCUCAACCAAUCAGAUGCCAUGUGCUCAGAUUCCCUACAGACCUUGCCCACAACUACCAGCUGCCUCACCUCUCACGAAACUGGAAGCACUUCCCAGUAUAGAAGCUCAAGCUGGAGUUCUGCCAUCCCAGGAGCCCAGUCCUACCCUUUGCAUGCUUUUGAAGAUGUGCACUACAUACCCAGUUACCCUGCCACCUCGUCCUAUUCCUUUUCACCAUUUAUGACUGUAGCGAAUGACCUACCUCCCAAGAUGCUCCACCUCUCAUCAGAGGAACCCUUAGAUGCAACCUCCCUUCAUGACAACUCCUCUUGGGCAAAAGAAGACGGGAGUCCAAUCUGGGGGACAUAUGAAUGCCGAAGAACUUAUUGA
This is a messenger RNA of Gopherus evgoodei (Goodes thornscrub tortoise), 954 nucleotides long. RefSeq names its product chromosome 19 C11orf53 homolog (gene POU2AF2). The transcript is spliced from 5 exons. Gene Ontology annotation, molecular function: DNA binding; POU domain binding. The record is from RefSeq and is a predicted model, not a curated record. Bases 1 to 954 code for a protein of 317 amino acids. Lineage: Eukaryota; Metazoa; Chordata; Testudines; Testudinidae.